AGGGGGGGGGGAAUGGGGAGGGAUGGUCUGCGGUCUCACUAUUAUUUUAGCCGCUGAGCAGUCGGAAUAGGAAUAGAGAGAAUUGCCGAAUCAUUGCGAUGUGAAAAUGUAUUAGCAAGAGGGAUUUUUGCGUAGAUUGCGCCGGUAUAAAUGUAGAUAGUGCGGGCAUUAGCAAUUUAGUGUUGUGAUGUUCGGAGAUAAGGAAAACGCUUUAGAGACUUUGGAACAGGUACAACGACCUCGCAGGAGUACGUCCAAUGGUUUUAGAGGACAUGCAAAUCUUGUAGCAACCCCAGAGAAAAGGAGAAUCACAGGAGAAAAUUACCCGUUUGACUCUGUUGUUUAGUUUCACAAGGCUAGUCAAGAAAUUAGCAGUAAAGUUCUCUGUUAUUAAUUUUUAAUUUCUCUUUUUCAUCCCAGACUUUUUAUCUUGUGUUAAAUGAGUCACAGGUUUAUAAGUAGUAUGUACUUUUCCAUGUCAUCAUCGACAAAUAAAGCUUGUUUGUUUGAUUGAUUGAUUGAUUGAUUGAUUGACUGAUUGAUUGAUGGAUCGGUCCAGUGCUAUAGUUUGAUCCCUGUGGGUGACUGUGUCGUAAAUGGUUGAGCUGUUAAAAUGAAUUUUAAUGCAGUGCGUUUAAUGCAUGACCUGCUAAUAUUAGACUAAUGUUGAUUAACAAAUACAGGCUUUAGAAUGUCGACAUUGUAUAAUAAUAGACGAGAGCCAAUGUAAGUAAAUUGAGUAUAGGUAAGCCAGCACAAGGAAAUAAAGUACGAAAAAUUGAGUUUUGUCUUUCUCAUGCGAAACGAAAAUUAGUUUGGCACCUUUCUAUUGUAUAAAUGUUAUUUCCAAGUUAUCAAUAGGAAAAAAAAUAUAUAUAUAUAUCGGUUUCUCAAAGUUCCUUUCCAAGUCUUGUUUAACUAAAUCACAUAACUUGGAAUCUAUCGUCACUAAACAAAUUAAUCAAAGAAGAUAAAAUACAAACAAAGAAAACACGUCGUAAUGACAUCAAGCCAGAGUUUCACUGACACUUCAAGUACCCGCUGUCCGAUUAUUCAUUGUUUAAAAACGAGGCAGUACACUUUCAAUUUAUUAUAUCAGAACAAUCUUAAACCUAUUGAACAGAAUACAUAUCACUUAUCCCUAUAGAAGGAAGAAUUUCGAAGAUUGCUUUGACCCACUGACAGCUUUUUUUUUCCUCCGGCGUCUUUUUCCCCAACUUGGACACGUUCCAAUCAGACGACAAAGACGACAGAGACAGACGCAAAACAUGAAAUGUGUACAACACAGUCCUCUGAAAAUGAAUUAAACAGCAUAUUACAAACGCAAACCCUAACCCUAACCCGAACCCGUAAGGCGACGCCUGCUCGCGUUUUCUCGCGAGAAGCCGCUCGAGACUAAGACGAUCGGAGAGAGACUGAGUACUAGUAUGUGUAAUGGCGAACUGCAGUGCUGGAGAAAUUUCUUAUCUACCGAGGAUUGCAGAUUUCUUUCAUUCUUUUACCCACUUAAACUUCUAUUUUGACAAUGUUUCGUCCAUUUUUGCUCCCACACUUCCUGAUUACCAACAGGUUUUGUUUCUGUAUGCCUUGGGUCCAUGUUUGUUUGGUGGACUAGCGUGUCUCAUUUUCUGUGGGCAUUUCUUAGCAAGUUGGUGUUCCUGUGACAAACGACAACAAAGACCACUACGAAAGUGUGUGAUAGCUUUGCGAUGUGUUGUUCUAUUUGCAUCUGUCACAUGCAGUGGUUUCAUAAUUGCAGCCUUUGUGUUUAAUGAUUCUUUAGACAUGGGAGUAAAAGGAGUGUUGACUGCAGUUUCUAAUGUUAACAACAGCCUCUUAGAAAUCCAGUCAAAGGUAACUGAAUUAACUGCAGUUGGAUUCUCCAUUUCUAGAUACCUUUUGCAAUACAAGUGGUGUGGAGAUAAUAUCUCCANCAUUAUUGAUGUUAGAGAUUGUCAUGGAAUCACUUCUGCUGGGUUGGAACUCAUUGAUAAAGUUCGUAGUAGCAUUGGAGACAUUGUCACUACUAUAGUGAAAAUACGCAAAGUUAACCUGCCUGAUAUCAAUGAUUAUAUCCAGGAAAUUGAGUAUUACAGAUGGUGGAGUACAUUUGGUACACUCUGCGUGAAUACCCUAACCUCCAUUGUAAUGACUUAUGCUAUCUUAAGACGAAGCAGAUGUGGAUUUAUACUUGCCAUAUUACUUGGAAUUAUCUCUCUUGUCCUAAUCUGGUCAAGUGCAGGAGUAGAUUUGGCUGUGGCUAUUGGGAUGUCUGAUCUUUGUGUGAAUCCUAAAGGAACUGUGUACUACUACAUCCGUGAUCAACCCGCAUUACAAAAUACAGGUGUUGUGAAGUACUAUGUGGAAUGCCCUGAAGAUGACGACAAUCCUUAUCAAAAGUAUGUAGACAAAGCAAGGGAACAUCUAGAGGAAGCUUCACGUCUCUUUACUAUUCUAUUGCCCCUGGGUUUGAAUUUGCCUCGUGAAUGUCAACAUGAUCUACUUGAAUGUAAAGAUGACCUGAAAAAAUCGCAAACAAGUUUGUCAAUCAUUACAAAGAAUCUGGACUGCAAAUAUGCACAUCAGGUAAGAAACCACUAAGAGUCUAUAUUCAGGACCUGUUGUAAUAAGUCAAAACAGGAAUCAAGUUAUAGUAGCAGUAGUAACAAUCUUUUAUUAGGAAGCUCCAUCACUAAAAGUGGUUUACAUAGAGGUCCUAAUACUAGAUAUAUACUAUAUUAUAAUGAUACAAUUAAAAUCUAUAGUUUUCGUGAAACGUAUAAGUAAUGAAAUGGUGACAAGUGAAAAUAGGAAGUAAUUUCACAUGUAUUUUGUCACAAUUCUA
Orbicella faveolata is the source of this 2845-nucleotide messenger RNA. Its product is annotated as protein tweety homolog 2-like. Gene Ontology annotation, molecular function: volume-sensitive chloride channel activity; intracellularly calcium-gated chloride channel activity. NCBI's taxonomy places the organism in Eukaryota, Metazoa, Cnidaria, Anthozoa, Scleractinia, Merulinidae. Gene Ontology annotation, cellular component: plasma membrane. The record is from RefSeq and is a predicted model, not a curated record.